This is a messenger RNA of Oxyura jamaicensis (ruddy duck), 1596 nucleotides long. It is a transcript of the gene AKAP19, whose product is annotated as chromosome 7 C2orf88 homolog. Bases 37 to 300 code for a protein of 87 amino acids. The record is from RefSeq and is a predicted model, not a curated record. Gene Ontology annotation, molecular function: protein kinase A regulatory subunit binding. NCBI's taxonomy places the organism in Eukaryota, Metazoa, Chordata, Aves, Anseriformes, Anatidae. The transcript has a single exon.
UGAACUGAACUUUGCAGCUGCAUUUUCAAAUGGACCAUGGGAUGCAUCAAAUCCAAGGAUGCCUUUCCGGGUUCAAACACCAUCCUGGUUGAAGGGAGCAGAGAAGGUAACGAAGGAUGCACUGGGGAGAAAUCCUCACUGAUAGCAGUGAUGGUGGACGAGAAAGGUCCCUCGAGCACCAUCGUGCUGGACUACGCACACCGUCUCUCCCAUGAGAUUCUUGAUCAGGCGGUGAAACAGUGGGCAGUGACGGAAAGCAAAUACAGCGACAUUCCCUUUAUCGAGAGCGAUGUGCCCUGAGCCUUCAUUCACAGCGCGUGUCCCGUCUGCCGAGCAGCUUUAUUCGGUACCAGUGCAAAUAAAGUAAAAGCAGCCGUGACGUGAGCAUAGUGCCACUAGCUGAAUGCGUCUGCAAGGAGAGGCUGGAAAAAAAAAUGCCUUUUAAUCUAUAUUGCUAAGAAACUACUUGGAUUACACUAAAAUCUGUUAAUGAAGUGUUAUUUGUUAUCAGCCGUGAGUUGAGUGUAGUCUGUCUUCAUGUUGAGUGUGAUCUGAAAUAAGUCUUAAAAAAAGAGGAGGAAAAUAAUGCAGCUGCCUUGCAACUGAACAAGCACUGCCACCGAGGCCCCAAAGAUGCUUAAGAACAAAGGCAGAUUAUUUUUAUGUACUGCAUAAAAAAAACGUAAGGCCUGUUUGUAGGUGACAGUAAGGACUGCAUGCUUGGCUAAUUUGUUUGUGUUCUGCUAAAGUGAAACCAGGCUCUUCUGUGCAGCACAGAUAACUGCUGUAGUAAAUUUUACUUUUGAUUCUUUGAGCAGACUAAGCCUGUAAACCACAAAAUAACGAAGGUGGUAAGAAGCAUUUUAUGAAACCAAAUAGUAUUCAGGGAACCAUAUGGAUUACGAUACUUCUCAACUUCCAUUCUGAAUAGACCCAGUGAGAAACAUUACAAUAUUGAUAAACAGUGCAUUAUAAUUAAGUUAACAGAUGCUCUGGCUUCUGUAUGCAUGAAGUCUCUUCUCCAGAAUCCCGCAGCAAGACAGUUUAACAUCUGAUCACUGUGUUCAAACCAAAGCUGUUUACUUUUUUGCCACAAUGCUGGGGUUUUGUUUUGCUGUGUUUGUUUGUAUCGUUUGUUGUGUUGUGUUUUGUUUUGUUGUGGGUUUUUGGUGUAGCAAUGUUUUAGGAGCGUUUAUUUCAUGGGACUCUGGUGGUAUUACGCUGAAACUUCACUCUCAUGCAACGCCCCGGGGACGGUAUGCAUUCCUUCAGCUCCUGCAGACUCAUCACGUACCCACUGCUAAAACCAUUCGAUGAUGCAAAUACAAACUACAGGAACCUCAAGCCUGAGCAGAGCACUGAGAUAGUGAAUAAGCCUUAGGCCCAGUGCUAAAGGGCUACUACAUUCCGUAGCGAUGUGAUGGAGCUCGAGCCCUCACGCUGCACCCUGCUUCUCCAGGACUUGAAGCCUGACCUACUGCACUCAUAACUGGGAUUUGAUGUACUGGAGAGGAGGUAAAUUAGGCAUUUAAACCUCCAGGGUUGCUGACACUUUUUACAAAGCACAUGCCUUGUAAGAAGCUUGCUUUUUUUUUA